AUGACUAAACACGACAAGAGAUGGAUGAAACUGGAAGAUGUGGGUUUACCAGAAUAUAUAAAAGGAAUAAUUUAUUUUCUUGAAUUUGCAUUUUCUGGACCCAAGCCUAAAACAACAAUUAGAUGCCCCUGUCGUAAAUGCAAUAAUGUUUUCUUUAAGAACAAAGCAGAUGCAAAACAACAUUUACUAAGGUGGGGAUUUGAACCAAGUUAUAUAAAAUGGGAGUUUCAUGGAGAAACAUCAGACGAUUCAUCAUCUAGUAACAAUGGAGAUUCUAAAGAUGAAGGUGAUGAAUUUGAUGUCAAUCUUGAAAUGAGUGAUGAUGCUCAAACGUACAAAAUGCUUCAAGACAUGUAUCAAUCAUCAUGUGCAAAUAGAGAUAAUGCAUUUGAUCAUCAACCUAGGACUAAUGCCUCUGAAGAGCCAAAUAAAGAUGCUAAAAUAUUUUAUGGAUUGUUGAACGAUGUUGAACAAAAGUUAUAUCCUGGUUGUCAAAAGUUCUCAAAGUUAUCUUUUAUUAUGCGUAUUUUUCAAAUAAAGUGUCUUUAUGGGUGGAGCAAUACUUCAUUUGACUCACUACUACAGCUACUAAAUGAGGCGUUUCCUGAAGGUAAUGUGAUUCCCAACUCAAUGUACGAGGUUCGGAAGAUUAUUAAGGAUAUUGGACUUGAUUAUGUUAAGAUAGAUGCCUGCUCUAAUGAUUGUAUUUUGUAUCGAGGAGAAUAUGAAUAUCUUAGAGAGUGUCCUAUAUGUGGUCAAAGUAGAUGGAAAACAAAUAAGAAGAAAAAUGAUGUCCCGAAUAAAAUAGUUCGUUACUUUCCUAUCAAACCAAGACUACAAAGAUUAUUUAUGUCUGAAGAAACUACAAAAGACAUGAUAUGGCAUAAGAACAAAAGAAUCGAUGAUGGAAUAUUGAGGCAUCCAGCUGACUCUUUGACUUGGAAGAAAUUUGACGAAGAACAUACAUUUUUUGCUUCAGAUGCACGUAACAUAAGGCUUGGACUAGCAUCAGACGGUUUUAACCCUUUCGGUAUGAUGAGUACUAAUUAUAGUAUGUGGCCUGUGAUUUUAAUUCCGUAUAAUGUACCUCCUUGGUUAUGCAUGAAACAACCAAAUUUUAUGUUAUCGUUGAUUAUUUCUGGUCCAAAAAGUCCUGGGAAUGAUAUUGAUGUUUUUCUUCAACCAUUGAUUGAUGACUUGAAAGACUUAUGGAACAUAGGUAUUGAAACAUAUGAUGCUUCGAUGAAACAAAAUUUUAAAUUGCAUGCUGCCUUAUUAUGGACCAUUAAUGAUUUUCCAGCUUAUGGAAUGUUGUCUGGGUGGAGUACUAAAGGAGCACUAGCUUGUCCUUGUUGUAAUAAAGAUACUAGCUCUUGUCGUUUGAGAUAUGGUUUAAAGCAAUCCUACAUGGGUCAUCGCAGGUUUUUACCUAUUAAUCACAUUUGGCGUAAGAAUAAGAGCUCAUUUGAUAACACAAAGGAGAUAAGGUAUCCACCAAAACAAUUAACUGGAGAUGACGUGUUAACACAACUUGAAAAUCUUGAACUAGUGACUUUUGGAAAAUUUACCAAAAAAAGAAAACGAACUAAAAAGGUAGAUCAUAAUUGGAAGAAAAAAAGUGUAUUUUUUGAAUUGCCUUAUUGGAGGACAUUAUUACUCAGACAUAAUUUGGAUGUGAUGCACAUAGAGAAAAAUAUAUGUGAAAGUGUUGUUGGGACAUUGUUAGAUAUUGAAGGUAAAACAAAGGAUACAUUAAAGUCUCGAUUAGAUCUGCAAAACAUGGGAAUCAAAAGACCACUUCAUCCUAUUUGGAACGGGGAUAAAUAUAUAAUCCCUCCUGCAAAAUACACAAUGUCAAAGGUAGAAAAGACUAGGUUUUGUCGUGUCUUAAAGGAUGUGAGAUUUCCUGAUGCUUAUGCCUCAAAUAUCAGUCGUGGGGUAAAUGUAGAUGAACGGAAGAUUUCUGGACUUAAAAGUCACGAUUAUCAUGUUUUGUUUGAGAGAAUUAUCCCCCUUGUAAUAAAAGGGUUGCUCCCAAAAGACGCAUGUGAUCCAUUGAUUGAACUAUCUUUAUUCUUUGGUGAUUUAUGCUCUAAAGAGUUACAAAUGGAUGAGUUGAACCGCUUAGAUAAAAAUAUUGCAGUGACUCUUUGUAAGCUAGAACGCAUUUUUCCACCUUCUUUUGUUGAUGUCAUGGUUCAUCUACCAAUUCACUUGGCGAAUGAAGCAAAACUUGGAGGUCCGGUUCAAUAUAGAUGGAUGUUUCCUAUUGAAAGGUUUUUGCGCGUAUUAAAAAGUUAUGUGCGUAACAAAGCACGCCCAGAAGGUUCUAUAGCAGAAGGUUAUGUGGCUGAAGAGUGUAUGUUGUUUUGUGCCCAAUAUUUGACAGAUAUGGAUUCUAGAUUGAAUCGACCGGAAAGAUGCAUGGAUUACUCAUGCGACGACUAUAAUGGAUUGUCAGUGUUUGAGAAUAAUGGUAGACCUAUUUGUGGAGAAUCUUGGGAGAAUAUGAGUGUAUAUCAAAUACAACAAGCUCAUUUUUAUAUAUUGCAAAAUUGUGAAGAAGUCAGACCUUGGAUAGAGGAACACAUGACAAUAUUGAGAAAUGAAAAUAGUAGAAAUGUGGACAAGAGACACAAAGAGCAGUUUAAUAAGUGGUUUGAAAAAGAGGUUAUACAACUACAAAAAUUGGGUGAUAAGAGGGUUACUAGUCAAUUGUUAGCAUUAGCAAGAGGUCCAGAUUGUCGAGUAUGUAAUCAUAAAGGGUAUUUUUUGAAUGGUUUCAAAUUCCGUACAAAAGAUAGUGAGAUACAUUUAAAAACCCAAAAUAGUGGUGUGAUAGUACGAGGAGAUGAGUUGACAGGAAAUGUUGAUUAUUAUGGCGUCAUACAAAAAAUCACAGAAGUAAGAUACAUGAAUAGAAAUUUUGUCAUUUUAUUUAAAUGUGAUUGGUUUGAAGCUCCGUCUCAAGGUCGAAAUCAAGGUAGGGGAUAUAAAAAAGAUGAAUAUGGAUUUUUUAGUGUUGAUAUGACAAGGUUAUGUUAUAGAAAUGAUCCAUUUAUCUUAGGUUCUCAAGCCAGAUUGGUUUAUUAUGUAAGACACGGUGACAAUGAAAAGUGGCAUACAGUGGUCAAAGUAAAACCAAGAAAUAGUUUUGAUUUGCCAUGUGGCGAUGACUUGGAACCAUACCAACUCAAUGAAUUAGGUGAUACUCACGUACAACUAGAUGCAACAUUACUGGAUCAAGAUAAUACACUGUAG
Molecule: messenger RNA, 3261 nt
Organism: Vicia villosa (hairy vetch)
Lineage: Eukaryota; Viridiplantae; Streptophyta; Magnoliopsida; Fabales; Fabaceae
Exons: 4
Coding region: 1-3261 (1086 amino acids)
Source: RefSeq, a predicted model, not a curated record